Molecule: messenger RNA, 1089 nt
Organism: Acanthosepion pharaonis
Lineage: Eukaryota; Metazoa; Mollusca; Cephalopoda; Sepiida; Sepiidae
Source: the annotation of a GenBank genome assembly
AUGUAUGGACUCCUAAUGCAGUCAGUUGUAACCUACCUGCAGGACACGUACGGCGAAAAGAUGUGGGAGGAGAUUCGUCGCCAAGCCGGUAUAGAGCAUCAUAGCUUCAGUCUUCAUGAGCGAUACAAAGAAGACAUAAUCGCCCGAAUAACUAAGGCGGCCAGCAAGUGCACAGGCAUCGAACCGGAUACAAUUAUGGACUCCUUCGGCGUCUGCUUUGUUAAGUACGUGAGCCAAUAUAAUUACGAUCGUGUGUUACGGGUUCUCGGUCGCAACUUACGGGACUUUCUCAAUGGUUUGGACAAUCUUCACGAGUAUCUGCGCUUUUCCUACAAGGACAUCGUUCCCCCUUCAUUCUUUUGCGAGAAUGAACACGAGAUGGGCUUGGAUCUCCAUUACCGUAGUUCACGGAAGGGCUAUGUUCACUAUGUCAUAGGGCAAAUCCGCGCUGUCGGAAAGACAUUUUAUAAUACGGACAUCGACAUUCGGAUACACAGCCACGUUGAGACAGAAGACUCGUCGCAUGUCAUUUUCAAUCUCACCUUCCACAAUGAAGGAUUCAAAUCGUCUAUUCAUAAAGAAGUCGUUGAAACGGACCAGUUUAAGAUUCCUGCUUAUUUUUUUCGAAGUCUUUUUCCAUUUCACAUUCAGUUUCAAAAGAACAUGAAUAUUGUAAGCGCCGGUUCGGGCCUGCAGGCAAUCAUGCCCGACGUCAUAGGCAAAGAUCUGCUUCAAGUUCCAAAUUUUAUUCCAACUCUAUCUAUCUAUCUAUCUAUCUAUCUAUCUAUCUAUCUAUUUGAUUCUGUUAAUUUUCUAUCUAUCUAUCUAUCUAUCUAUCUAUCUAUCUAUCUAUUUAAUUCUGUUCAUUAUCUAUCUAUCUAUCUAUCUAUCUAUCUAUCUAAUUCUGUUCAUUUUCUAUCUAUAUAUCUAUCUAUCUAUCUAUUUAAUUCUGUUCAUUUUCUAUCAACUAUCUAUCUAUUUAAUUCUGUUCAUUUUCUUACUAUCUAUCUAUCUAUCUAUCUAUCUAUCUAUCUAUCUAUCUAUUUAAUUCUGUUCAUUUUCUAUCUAUCUAUCUAUCUAUCUAUCUAA